Messenger RNA from Eriocheir sinensis (Chinese mitten crab), 2421 nucleotides. RefSeq names its product mucin-3A-like. The record is from RefSeq and is a predicted model, not a curated record. The transcript has 9 exons. Lineage: Eukaryota; Metazoa; Arthropoda; Malacostraca; Decapoda; Varunidae. Bases 349 to 2394 code for a protein of 681 amino acids.
GAUUUUUUUUCAAAGAAAUUGAUAAGAGAAACAGCAACACGUUAUCACUACUCUGUUGUCAUUUCCUUCAAUACAACACGAGUAAUUCUUUCAAUUAAUUCUUCUGUUACCACCGAAAGGGUCAACAACGAGUCACAAUUACAAGUUUUCCUUCUCCUAAUCUUUUUAACAACCUUCGGUGGCGUCACAACAGUUUCCCGUGAAGGUAGUUUUUCUUCCUUCUCUGUUACUACAACUUCAUUCGUUUUAUUGCCGGGCAGAAUCUCCUUUGUUAUCUCUGUUCGUUCUUCUUUCACAGGUCCAUCGCUAUUUUCUGAAACAUUCCUACUCUCCACAAAUGUUUCCUUGAUGGUUUCAUGUGAAGGUAGUUUUUCUUCUUUCUCUGUUACUACAACUUCAUUCGUUUUAUUGCCGGGCAGAAUCUCCUUUGUUAUCUCUGUUCGUUCUUCUUUCACAGAUCCAUCGCCAAUUUCUGUAUUAUUUCUACGCUCCACAGAUGUCAUCGAAAUGCUUUCCUGUGAAGGUAGUUUUUCUUCUUUCUCUGUUACUACAAUUUCAUUCGUUUUAUUGCCGGGCAGAAUCUCCUUUGUUAUCUCUGUUCGUUCUUCUUUCACAGGUCCAUCCCCAUUUUCUGUAACAUUACGCUCCACAGAUGUCAUCGAAAUGCUUUCCUGUGAAGGUAGUUUUUCUUCUUUCUCUGUUACUACAGCUUCAUUCGUUUUAUUGCCGGGCAGAAUCUCCUUUGUUAUCUCUGUUCGUUCUUCUUUCAGAGGUCCAUCGCCAUUGUCUGAAACAUUCCUACUCUCCACAAAUGUUUCCUUGAUGGUUUCAUGUGAAGGUAGUUUUUCUUCCUUCUCUGUUACUACAACUUCAUUCGUUUUAUUGCCGGGCAGAAUCUCCUUUGUUAUCUCUGUUCGGUCUACUAUCAGAGGUCCAUCGCCAUUUUCUGUAACAUUCCUACUCUCCACAAAUUUUUCCUUGAUGGUUUCCCGUGAAGGUAGUUUUUCUUCUUUUUCUGUUACUACAAUUUCAUUCGUUUUAUUGCCGGGCAGAAUCUCCUUUGUUAUCUCUGUUCGGUCUACUAUCAGAGGUCCAUCGCCAUUUUCUGUAACAUUCCUACUCUCCACAAAUUUUUCCUUGAUGGUUUCCCGUGAAGGUAGUUUUUCUUCUUUCUCUGUUACUACAGCUUCAUUCGUUUUAUUGCCGGGCAGAAUCUCCUUUGUUGUCUCUGUUCGUUCUUCUUUCACAGGUCCAUCGCCAUUUUCUGUAACAUUCCUACUCUCCACAAAUGUUUCCUUGAUGGUUUCAUGUGAAGGUAGUUUUUCUUCUUUUUCUGUUACUACAAUUUCAUUCGUUUUAUUGCCGGGCAGAAUCUCCUUUGUUAUCUCUGUUCGUUCUUCUUUCACAGGUCCAUCGCCAUUUUCUGUAACAUUCCUACUCUCCACAAAUGUUUCCUUGAUGGUUUCAUGUGAAGGUAGUUUUUCUUCUUUCUCUGUUACUACAAUUUCAUUCGUUUUAUUGCCGGGCAGAAUCUCCUUUGUUAUCUCUGUUCGUUCUUCUUUCACAGGUCCAUCGCCAUUUUCUGAAACAUUCCUACUCUCCACAAAUGUUUCCUUGAUGGUUUCAUGUGAAGGUAGUUUUUCUUCUUUCUCUGUUACUACAACUUCAUUCGUUUUAUUGCCGGGCAGAAUCUCCUUUGUUAUCUCUGUUCGUUCUUCUUUCACAGGUCCAUCGCCAUUUUCUGAAACAUUCCUACUCUCCACAGAUGUUUCCUUGAUGGUUUCAUGUGAAGGUAGUUUUUCUUCUUUCUUUGUUACUACAACUUCAUUCGUUUUAUUGCCGGGCAGAAUCUCCUUUGUUAUCUCUGUUCGUUCUUCUUUCACAGGUCCAUCGCCAUUUUCUGAAACAUUCCUACUCUCCACAGAUGUUUCCUUGAUGGUUUCAAGUGAAGGUAGUUUUUCUUCUUUCUCUGUUACUACAACUUCAUUCGUUUUAUUGCCGGGCAGAAUCUCCUUUGUCAUCUCUGUUCGUUCUUCCUCAUCCAUAACAACCUGUGUUUCCGUAGUCUUUGAUACAUUUCCGUGGGGCUUUACGUCAGUUUCUGUAGUCUUUUCAACGACUGUCUUGUUGCUGGUUACAUGCCCCGUUUCAUCUGUAUCAUCAAAGACUUUCCUUUCCACGGUCUUCAUGGUGUCAUUAGGGCCAUUUUCCACCUCUUCGUCACCUUUUCCCCAAGGCUCCUCGGCGGCCUUCUCCAGGCUAGUGGAGGCCGCCCCGUCCUUUUGGACCCCGGUGGAGCCCGCACCCCCGGCCAGCGACAGGCUGCUGGCAUUCAGAUUCCCGAGGACCAUGAAGAUCGUCCAAACUACGAAGAGCAACAUAGUUGUUGACUGAGAGAUGAUAUUAAAAAUAAUUACGGUU